CAUAUACAGAUAUACAGACACAUUGUACUUCCUACAUGAUGUCCAGUUCCUGCUGUACAUCUUCUAGGGAGCAUUGCUGAAAACAACAAUAUGAGUUCUUAUUCUCUUCUUUUUACUCUCACAUGCAUUGGUGUAUGUUUCAUCCUUCCAUCUGCAGCACAAAGAGUUAAUGCUUGGAGUGACGUUAUCGUGGUGGAAGAUGGUGCAGCCGUCACCCUGCUCUGCCCUGAGGAACCCUUUGUAACCCUAAGGCAGGUCGAAUGGUUGGUGAUGCCAGCUUUGGAGAAACUAUGGACGAUGCUGUUUUCAGUGAACGUCAUCAAAGAAAGUGUGAACAGCAAGCAAACAUACCGUCAAGCAGGCAGGACUCUGCUGAUAUCGAACCACAAUUCCAUCUCUUUGCAGUUUACUGCUACGAUGGAAAGCGGAGGACUCUACAAUUGCCUGCUAGAGAAGGAUGACAAGAAGAUCAAAGAAAAAAUUGUUCUUCUGGCUGUUAUUAAAUUGACCUUAGCCCCAGCUCCUGUCAUCUACUUUCGUAAUACAGCGAGGCUAAAAGCUGAAGUCUCUCCCUCCUACGCCGUAGUGGGUGGGACAUGGGUCUCACACACCGGUUCUCCGUUAUUUACCAUCGUGUCCUCGCCAGGCACCCUGAUCACCAAACUGCCCCUUGUCACCAAAAAAGACAGCGGCACGUACACCUGCAACAUCACUGUGGACGGACGAGGCAGGAACCCUGUCUACAGCUACACACUCAGGUUGACGGUGAAUGAGAAGCAAGCGGCAAUUUUCCCAAAUAUUACAUAUGGACAUUUGAUCAGUCUGGCAGCUCUGUCUCGCUCAUCCGUCACGCUCCCAUGUGCCGCCUUCAAUGGCGACUACGUCCUGCUCUACUGGUGGCGUCCGGACUUACCGCGCUCAAACCCACAGCUGAUCUUCCAGUUUGACCGCUGGAGAAAUUACGGGGAUCAGCCUAACCACUACCUCCAGUUGCACAAUCAUUACGGCGUGCGUUCGGGAAACUUCUCUUUCCUCCUGAAGCCGGAGCUGAAAGACGCAGGACGCUAUCAGUGUGAAGUCUUCGUUGAUGACCAGGUUUUCGCCCAGCUCACGAUGCUGACUGUGUUAAAGGGCAGUAGCACAUACUCUUCAUCCUCUGUGGAACUGACCUGUGAGUAUUCCGAGCGUUCUCAGGUCGAUUCUGUGAAAUGGACGCACGUCCGGAAGCCUCAACGCCAGCUAGCAAUAAAUGCGGUUCUGGGUCGGAUUUCCAUCUCAAUCGACCUCCCAUUAACCCAGUACACGGCUGGCCAGUAUGCCUGCACUCUAAUACUAAUAGACGGCCCAACAGUUGAAUACCGGUACACUCCCACAAUGCCUACUGCAGAGACGCCUUGUUGUGUGAGCAAGCUGCCUGAUGAAUUAACCACCCGCUCUGCCGUCUCUUUGCUGCAGCCUACUGAUGGCAACAGUACACCCGAGCCGUCCGUCCUCCUGCCAUCUCUCUCUCUCCUCCUCUUUUUGGUACCCAUGAUUGCCGUUGCUGUCGGAGUGUUGCUAUGGAGACGAGGACCUUGUACCUUCCCUCAGAAUGUGGAGCGCACUCUGUCUCACUACUCUGGAGAAGUCGAGAACAUCUAUGAAAAUCCUGAGGAUGUGAGACAGUCACCUUCACCAAAUGCUGUGUAUAUGGAUCUAAAAUUCACGGGCGAGACGGACAUUUAUAGGGAAUUGGACAGGUGAGAGAAGAUGGACGAUCCGACCAGUGUUGUGGUUCAGAAAGCGCAUUUGGAUGAAUUUACAGUAUGGAGCCGAUUGAGCUCUCAUGUAACCUGAAGACCUGUACAUAAAACACAAUAUCUCAUAAUUACAGGCUUUUUGAACUUUAUUACCAGUGUUCUGCCUUCUGCAUCACUAUAAUAAAGACCACUAGUGUACGGUG
Molecule: messenger RNA, 1942 nt
Organism: Silurus meridionalis
Lineage: Eukaryota; Metazoa; Chordata; Actinopteri; Siluriformes; Siluridae
Gene: g6fl
Product: g6f-like
Exons: 12
Coding region: 91-1743 (550 amino acids)
Biological process (GO): interleukin-15-mediated signaling pathway; T cell activation; positive regulation of ERK1 and ERK2 cascade
Cellular component (GO): external side of plasma membrane; membrane raft
Molecular function (GO): MHC class II protein binding; protein tyrosine kinase binding
Source: RefSeq, a predicted model, not a curated record